Myotis lucifugus (little brown bat) is the source of this 955-nucleotide messenger RNA. It is a transcript of the gene FCER1A, whose product is annotated as Fc fragment of IgE receptor Ia. Lineage: Eukaryota; Metazoa; Chordata; Mammalia; Chiroptera; Vespertilionidae. Gene Ontology annotation, biological process: cell surface receptor signaling pathway. The record is from RefSeq and is a predicted model, not a curated record. Gene Ontology annotation, molecular function: transmembrane signaling receptor activity.
GAGAGAUGUCCACCUCCAUGGGAGGCCCUGCCCUGCUGUGGGUAGCGUUGCUGCUCUUUUCUCCAGAUGGCAUGCCAGCAGCCGCCUGGAAGUCUAUGGUGUCCUUGAACCCACCCUGGAAUAGAAUAUUUAGAGGAGAGAAUGUGACUCUUACAUGUAAUGGGAACAAUUCCCUUGACGUUAACUCCACGAAGUGGACCCACAACAAUACUGUGCUCGCAGUCACAACUCCAAGUUUGGACAUUGUGAAUGCCACAUUCCAGGACAGCGGGGAAUACAGAUGUCAGAGGAGCAAUAACCUUAUCCCAAGCCAACCGGUGUAUCUGGAAGUCUUCAGCGAUUGGCUGCUCCUUCAGUCCUCUUCUGAGGUGGUACUGGAGGGUGAGUCCUUCCUCAUCAGGUGUCACGGUUGGAAGGAUAGAAACGUCUUCAAGGUGAUUUACUACAAGAAUGGCCAAGCACUGAAGUACUGGUAUGAGAACCACAACCUCUCCAUUACCAAUGCCACCCUGAAUGAUAGCGGCAACUAUUACUGCACAGGCAAAAUUUGGCAGAUGAACUAUACCUCUGAAUCCCUCAAGAUUACUAUAAGAAAAGAUUCCAGCACAUCUCACCAAAGCAGCUACUACCGGCAGCAACUCCUUAUCCCAGUUUUGGUGGUGAUCCUGUUUGCUGUGGACACGGGGCUGUUUAUCUCAACCCAGCAGCAGUUCACAUUCCUCUUGAAGAUCAGGACCACCAGAAAAGGCAACAAAUCUAUGGACCCACAGCCUAAGCCAACCCCCCCGAAGAAGUGACGUCACUGCUCAAGAAACAUUUGCAACAGCAAUUUCCUUCUGGCAUCCGCUAUUGCUUCUGUUGUCACACCCAACUCACAAUGUCCAUAGAAAAAUCUGUGUUCAACUGAACUGCUCACUAAACCAAAUGACACUGGUUAAGUGGCAUGUAAUAAUAA